Anguilla rostrata (American eel) is the source of this 2246-nucleotide messenger RNA. RefSeq names its product PHD finger protein 6 (gene phf6). The coding region runs from base 205 to 1314 and encodes 369 amino acids. The transcript has 11 exons. The record is from RefSeq and is a predicted model, not a curated record. NCBI's taxonomy places the organism in Eukaryota, Metazoa, Chordata, Actinopteri, Anguilliformes, Anguillidae. Gene Ontology annotation, cellular component: nucleus.
CAGUACGCAACGUCACACGAAUCAUACGCAGUGGCGAAGCUAAGAAUCCGCAAGCGCUCCCAUCACAGUGGAAAGACGAAAAAAUCCCUCACACCCGCAUACACGUUUCCUCUCUUUUACCAUCACAGCGGAGCAACGUGACUAGAACACACUAAGAAGGUGCUGCUCGGUACCACGGCGACGGAGAGGACAGAGCGCUCGGCCAUGUCUGGCUCAUCGGGGCAGAGGAAGGGGGCGGCAGCACGUCUGCGCAAGUGUGCCUUUUGCAAAACCAACCGGGACAAGGAGUGCGGCCAGCUGCUGCUGUCGGACAACCAGAAGGUGGCCGCCCAUCACAAGUGCAUGCUUUUCUCCUCCGCGCUGGUGACGUCUCACACGGACAGCGAGAACAUCGGCGGCUUCUCCAUCGAAGACGUGAAGAAGGAGAUAAAGAGGGGAAACAAGCUGAUGUGCUCGUCCUGCCACCGCCCUGGCGCCACCAUCGGCUGCGAUGUGAAGACCUGCCGGAGGACGUACCACUUCUACUGUGCCCUAUGGGACAAGGCCCAGAUCAAGGAGAACCCCUCCCAGGGCAUCUACCUUGUGUACUGUCGUAAACACCGGGACACCACACAAGACUCCAGCGAAGAUGAGCUGGGGGGUGUGGCCAAUGACUCAGACUCCUCCCCUCCCAGAGGCAGGGGACGGGGUCGUUUAGAUAAGGGACGGAUCAAGGCCAGCUCUCGCGGCCAAUCGGAUGACACCCGCUCUACGUCCUCGCACGGAGCAGAUGAUAUGGAGAGCGCCUUGCACCGGGACCGCUCCCCCUUGCGGGGCAGCCCCAGCGACUCGGGCCUGCGCUGCGGCUUCUGUCACGCCGGGGAGGACGAGAACGAGACGCGCGGCGUGCUACACGCCGACAGCGGCAAGAAGGUGGCCGCGCACUACAAGUGCAUGCUCUUCUCGUCCGGGACCGUCCAGCUCACCACCACCUCCCGCGCUGAGUUUGGAAACUUCGACAUUAAAACCGUCAUCCAGGAGAUAAAGAGGGGAAAGCGAAUGAAAUGCACCCUGUGCGCCCAGCUGGGAGCCACCAUUGGGUGUGAAAUUAAGGCCUGUGUGAAGACCUACCACUACCACUGCGGCCUGCAGGACAAGGCCAAGUACAUCGAGAACAUGGCCAGAGGCAUCUACAAGUUGUACUGUAAGAACCACAGCGGGAACGAGGAGCGUGACGAAGAGGACGAGGAGAGGGAGAGCCGCAGUCGAGAGAGGGCCGGCAUCGACCAUGGAGGCACCCUCCCUUUGCCCCCGCCUCAAAUCAACGGCAACUAGGCGCCCCUCACUCCCAUUGGUGGUUUUUAAGAUGACACAAGGAUGUGGUGCCAUGGAUCGAAGAUGGCAGAAAAAAUAUUUUUGUAUUGCGUUGUUCUCUGAAACAUAGGGGCCCGUUCAUUUUAACCUCUCCCGAAAAUUCUUGCUGCCUCUGAUAAGACACACAGCCACAUAUGCAGAUGCCACUCCCGUGCCUUCUACAGUAACCUAUAACUUAUACAGGUUUCUGUGGGGGAGUUUUGUCCAGUCGCAUUACAUCUUAGGCAUUCAGCAGACACCCAAUCAAGAGCAGCUUAUAGUCUAACAGUUUCUACAUACAAUCCAUUUAUACAGCUGGGUAUUUUUUACUGAAGCAGGUUGAGUACCUUACUCAAAGUAUAACUGCAGCGCCCCACCAGGGAAGUGAACCCCCGCACACUUUGAUUUGCAAGUACCGGUUCCCUAACCUGUACCCUACCCCGCAAGGCUGUCCUGUUGCCUCCACACUCCCGCGGACAAUACACAACAAGGACUGAGGUGCCCUGCAGGGGGCAGAACUGUGGAUAAACAGGACCAUGCUGUCAUCGCUCACUCUGGUCUCAGUGUGGGACCCUGACACUCUUUCUGCAAACGACUGGACUGGAACUCGGCCUUCGUUUGCAUCCUGCUCACGUUGUGCUCCCCAGUUUCACACAAAAUGGUGGGGAACAAAAUCAACUUUUUCUGGAUUCGUCAUAAGGAGGUGGUCAUCUAUUUGUCUUGUUCGCCUUUUUUUCAUGCCAAUCAUGGAGGCAUAACUAAUUCUCAUUUUCUUUUUGUAGAAACUGUAAUAUUUUCCCCCCUUUAAUCAUGUACUAUAUUUUACUACUGUAUUAUUAUCUUGAUUGUUAUUGGGAAUGUCUGUGGCUUUCUUUAUACUCGGUCAGGAUUAAAAUUCCUCUGGUAGCAUGAAA